Cotesia glomerata is the source of this 1139-nucleotide messenger RNA. Its product is annotated as HCLS1-associated protein X-1. Gene Ontology annotation, biological process: regulation of actin filament polymerization; negative regulation of apoptotic process. The record is from RefSeq and is a predicted model, not a curated record. Lineage: Eukaryota; Metazoa; Arthropoda; Insecta; Hymenoptera; Braconidae. Gene Ontology annotation, cellular component: sarcoplasmic reticulum; actin cytoskeleton; clathrin-coated vesicle. The coding region runs from base 176 to 1066 and encodes 296 amino acids. The transcript is spliced from 6 exons.
AUGUUUUAAAGAUUUUAUAUAAAAGUCAUAUUAUUUGUAUAUUUAUUUGUGUCUGUGCUGUUUGAGUAAUAUAACACGAGGUUAAAGUAGACAUAAUAAUAAUAAUAAUAUUAGUCACUGUGUUAAUUGAUUAAUGACAUAAUUUUUGGAUAAUUUUCAUCAUUUUUAAUGCAAAAUGCCGUUUUUUCGAGAUUUAUUCCAAAAUUUAUUCGGUGGAAGCUUAACAAAAGAUCACGACAAUCAGAGAUUUGAUGAUCGUCAACACUCUGGUAACGAAUUUCGAAAUCCUAUUUGGCAGAAUGAUGAGGAAGAUGGUGAUGACUAUGUUGAUGAAUACAGAGGAUUUAACCGAAGUCCAAAUGGGUUUCACUUCCAAAUCUUUACAAAUCCUUUGGAAAUGUCGAGAUACUUUGAAUCGCAAAUUGAUAGUAUGAUGAGGGAUUUCUUCAACUUCAGUUUUAAUCAGGAUUUUACAACUGGUGAAGCCAUUACUGAUCACCAAAAUAAUUUGCCUGAGUUACUACCACCAUCUACUAGCAGAAAAUUGAGUCCACGUGACGAAGUUUUUAAGCCUGGUUAUGAUUUUGCUUCUGAAAAUCCUCAUGAUAAAAAUUACAAAAUCGACAAAGAUUUGGAUGGAAAAAUAAGCGCUGAAGAUUUUUCACGGAUUUGGAAAGACGUGGAUGAAACCCAGCUAGUUCCCAAAAAUGAAAGCCCCGUUGUACCGCGAAGUAGGUUUAAUUUUAGUUCAUUUGGAAAAUCUGUCACCUCGCAGACAAUAAGACGCCCGGAUGGUAGCGUAGAAGAACGCCAAAGUGUUACUGACAGCGAGGGAAAUUGCGAGACUACUAUAAAACGCCAAAUUGGAGAUAAAAUUUAUACCAGUGUCACCAAGAGAGACAAGUAUGGAGUAGAAAGCAAAACGGAGAAUUUUGAAAAUAUCCCUGAAAGUGAAGUAAAAAACUUCGACUCAAAUUGGAAACCUACUGAAGAACCUAAAAUUAAUUCGGAACCACUAAAUAAAUUUCCUUGGGAACAGUUUUUUGAUUUUAACCCAAAGUUGUAGUUAUUUAGAUUAAAAAGUAUCUGUAGUUAAUACUUAUUUAUAAUAUUAAUAAAAUAUAAUUAUUUAAAAGAAA